GUGACAGCAGCGUGAUUCUUCAGUUGCCCGUCAUGGCUUCGUUGGAUUGCAAGUGGCGCGAUGCCAAAACUGGCAUCAUUGGUGCACACUGUUGGCCACAAACACCACUGGUGGGAAGCACUGGACUUGUUAAAACGGUUAUGGCACCGGAAGGACAGGGCCGAAGGCCUAGCAGCAGUUGCUUCCCUAUGUCUAAGGGCAUCAGCUUGGCAACACUCCCUUGCACUAUGCCAUGCAGAGCCUUCCAGUUCGAAGCAAUCAGUGGCAACCUCUUGGGCAUGGGGCAGCCGCUGGCAGCUUGCCAUGAGCCUAUGUGCCGAUCCGGACACGGCCGCAGCUGUUGUGUCAGCUUUGGGUGAGGCCGCGUCCUGGAAGGCUCCGGAUAUAGACUCUCAUAAGCAUAAGCAAAGGAGAUGCUCCCGAGAUGCUUCCGCGUGUCACUCUUUCAUGAAGGUUGCUGUGCGUGCGCUGGGCUACUUGACUUUGGAGCCGAAGCCAGCCACACGCAUAAUGGUUGCUUGCGGCAAAGUCUCGGCGUGGCAGCUGGCCUUGGAGGCGUUUGGCCAUCUCAAGAUGCGGAACGCUGAUGAAAUUAUGUACAAUGCGGCUCUCAAUGUUUGCCGAAGUGCCGGAGAAUGGAAACAUGCCCUUCACAUCUUCCGUGAGCUUCGCACCAAAAAUUUUAGCAGAACAGGAGACAGCAGAAGCGUGCAAUCUCUUGUGGCAGUUGUGGAUUGUUGUGGCCAGGCAUCUGAAUGGUUUCGAGCUAUCCAACUGCUAUAUGCGUGGAAAAGUCAACCAGAUCUUGCCGCUUUUACAGCUGCGAUCCACGCAUGUGAAGCUAGCAAGAACUGGGCUGCAGCACUUACACUUUUUAAGGAUGUUGUUGACCUGGCAAAGGUUUCUGACCGUCUGAAACCUGACUUGCCGUGCUUUGGGGCAAUAGCCACAACCUGCGCCGCUGCCGGUCGUUGGAUGGAUGUCAUUCACCUACUUGAUAAGAUGAGCGAACAUGACAUCAAUUCUGAUGCUGCGUGCAGAACAGCCUUGAUGGAUGCUUUUGCAAAGAAGUCUUUGUGGGCAAAGGCGCUGGGAUUUUUGAACUUAUGUCUUGAUCAAACCAAUAGCUUUCCAGUUAGCAGCGCAUCUGACAUGUUUGCUGUUGGCUCAGCAGCAGCUAGCUGCCAAGAAACUACACAAUGGGAGAGGACGCUUUUUCUUUGGCACGCUUGUACCUGGACCAACGCAAUCACUGGGUGCCUUUUGUUGGCAUUGCGGAGUGCCGGCAAAUGGUUUCACUCCGCAAUGGUUCUUCAGAACAUGCGAGAGCAUCAUGCUGGAAACCAGAUACUGGCACACUCCACUGCAGAGGAAUAUUUGCAACCCCAAACUGCUGUGGAGGUAUUGGAAGUAGUUUCUCGUGGCAUUUUCUCCGCUGAGAGAGAAGAAAGUGAGGUUGUCCUGUACAGUUCCAUUCUGAAUUGCACACUUCUUGAAAGGAGACUUUUUCGCUGCGUUGUGUAUCCCUUACAGUCGACUUUGCAAGACCUCCAAUCCUCCACACUUAAACCCCGCUGUGCUCUCAACGUGAAGAUAGGGCUUGGACGGCUUGGAGCUGUGAGGAGUCGCUAUCUCUUAAAUGCCUUAGGCCUCCAGAUGCGAGAGAUCUCACUGAAGCAGUGAAACUCACUCAGACUCACCAUGCUCAUUGGACCA
Durusdinium trenchii is the source of this 1716-nucleotide messenger RNA. The record is from the annotation of a GenBank genome assembly. Lineage: Eukaryota; Dinophyceae; Suessiales; Symbiodiniaceae.